AUGAACCCUUUCUUCAACAAUCCUUUAUUUCUUGACAAUCAUGGCCCAACACCCCCAAAUUUCCAAUCGGACUCGAGUUCAUCCGACGAGACGGAACGGUAUAUUAAUCUAUUCACAAUGGCGCAUUAUGCGAUUCUACAAGAUGUCCGUGAUACUGCCUCCUCUUCAAAAACGUAUACAAGACGCGACGAUCGCAGUGAGUCUCACAACCGUCUUUUUCGAGAUUAUUUUGCCGAGGAACCGAAAUUUAAUGAGACUUUUUUUAGACAAAGGUUUCGUAUGGGUAGACGGUUGUUUGUGAAGAUAGCUUCAGAUUUGGAAAACAAUUUUAGUUUUUUUCAAAGGAAGAUCGACGCUCGUGGUAAAUGGGGGUUUUCGGCUUUACAGAGAUGCACAUCUGCAGUUCACCAGUUAGGAUACGGUAGUAAUCCCGACAGUUUAGAUGAUUACCUAAAUAUGUCGGAAAGAUCGUCACGUGACACCCUUAAUGCUUUUUGUGAUGGAGUCAUUAAGUUGUAUCGGCAUGAAUAUUUGCGUAGGGCAACGCGGAGUCUUGAUUGUACACACUGGGGUUGGGAUAAUUGUCCAGUAGCUUGGCGUGGCCAGUACACGCGAGAUGAUCAUCACGGGCCGACGAUAUCGCUUGAAGCAGCACGCAUACUUUGGUGUUGCCGGUUCAAACAACGACAUUAA
Molecule: messenger RNA, 693 nt
Organism: Erigeron canadensis
Lineage: Eukaryota; Viridiplantae; Streptophyta; Magnoliopsida; Asterales; Asteraceae
Exons: 2
Coding region: 1-693 (230 amino acids)
Source: RefSeq, a predicted model, not a curated record